GUGUGUAGACUUUCGAGAUCGAAACUCAAAGAAAUUGCUGAUUUUGCAGCAUUGCGUUUUGUUUUGUUUUUUUUGAUCACGGCAUUGCACCUCAGUCAUGUAUUUUCUUGCAUACAUCAGAAGUGAGGAUGCCCUGGACCAGACCCCAGGUGGAGCUCCAGUCAGCCGAGACGUCCGACCCUCCGGGCGGCGUCGGCGACGUGGGCGACCACCACUACGAGGGCUCCCUGUUCCCCACCUCCACGCUGAUCCCCGUGACGGUGAUCUGCGUGGCCAUUUUGGUGGUGGGCGUGGCCGGCAACACCAUGACCAUCCUCAUCAUCCAGCACUUCAAGGACAUGAAGACCACCACCAACCUGUACCUGUCCAGCAUGGCCGUGUCGGACUUGCUCAUCUUUCUGUGCCUGCCCUUUGACCUCUACCGCCUGUGGAAGUACGUCCCGUGGCUGUUCGGCGAGGCCGUGUGCUUGCUCUACCACUACGUUUUCGAGGGCUGCACGUCGGCCACCAUUUUACACAUCGCUGCCCUGAGCGUGGAGCGCUACCUGGCCAUCAGCUUCCCGCUUCGCACCAAGGUCCUGGUGACCAAACGCCGCGUCCACUACAUCAUUGCCGCCCUGUGGGGUUUCGCCCUGGCCUCUUCCACGCCCACGCUCUUCCUGGUGGGCGUGGAGUACGACAACGGGACGGGGGCGCGCGGCGGCCAGUGCAAGCACACGGACGACGCCAUCCAUUCGGGCAGGCUCCACAUCAUGCUGUGGGUGUCCACCGGCUACUUCCUGUGCCCCAUGCUCUGCCUCGUCUUUCUCUACGGCUCCAUCGGCCUCAAGCUGUGGAGGAGCCGGGCCGACCUGAGGGGACCCGGCGCGCUCGCCAGGGAACGCUCGCACAGGCAGACCGUCAAGAUUCUUGUGGUGGUGGUGUUGGCCUUCAUCAUCUGCUGGCUUCCCUACCACAUCGGCCGCAACCUGUUCGCCCAGGUGGACGACUAUGACACGGCCAUGCUGAGCCAGAACUUCAACAUGGCCUCCAUGGUGCUUUGCUACCUGAGCGCCUCCAUCAACCCGGUGGUCUACAACCUGAUGUCGCGCAAGUACCGCUCCGCCGCCAAGCGCCUCUUCCUCCUACACCGGCAGCCCGGGCCUUCCCCGGAUCGCCACCGCGGUCACCAGACCCAGCUUAGCACCGCCGACCCCGUCGAGAGCCUGACCGGAUCCACCGCACAACGUCUCCGCCUUGCCGCCAUUGAGCGUUGAAUGAGACGUCGGCGGAAGGUCCGCUCCCGGGAGGUUCGCUGCUUAAAGUAGACAAAAGAAAAAAACAGAGCUGAAUGCUGCUGUUUCGGAUGUGGCAAGAUUAAAGAUGGUGCCGCCUACAUUGGCGAUUUACUUUCGCUUAUAAAUUUUAAAAAAUGAAUAAACAACAGUGAUUUUACCAAAGGAAAAAAAGAAACCACUCAAUUUUAAAUCUAAAAUGCAAUGUUUAAUAUUUUAAUAUUGUCUUGAUAGGAGUUGAAUUCGUUCCAUGACCACUCGUAUCUUAAGUCUCAACUCAACUCAAGUCAUUUCUCUUUUUCCCAUUGAAAUGAAAGGAAAUGCCAUCAAGCCCCACCAAUAAAGCAAAAUUAUUCUAACAUCCAUUUUAAAGAGCCUUAGCCACCUGGAGGCACUAUAAGACAGAGAAAUGAAUAUACUGCUCAUUAGCUCAUCAGUACAGCAUUAAUAUUAGUCAUUCUUUGCAGAGGAUAAAGAACAUGACUGAGUACUGUUAUUGUCCUUCUACGUGUGUUGCUGCAAUGUUUGUGUUCAAUGUGUUGCUUUCAAGGUUUAUUGUGCCGCAACAUACAUGCUAAUUAGCAUCAAGUUAGCAGACUGAAAGGCUCAGCUUUGUGGUUGUUUUAAGUACAUAAAGUGGUUUGGUUUUAGGAUUAGUUUGACAGUAAACGUCAGGUGGAAAUGGCAAUAAACAGCUUGAGACCUGUUUUUAGAAAUAUGUGUUGACUGUUUGCCAAACUGCUGCGCGUUGUAAAGUGACAUGAGGUGAGCAAUCUGCUUGUAUUUCAAGUCAAGUCUGCUCUCAACAACUUGUUCAAAUAGCAUUUUGACUGACUAUAAAAAGCAGAAAAAAAUGUUAGCUAGCCAGAUGCAAACAAAAAUAAAUCAUAAAAUUGUACAUUACUGAGUAGUAGUAAAAAUGGUCAAUCACAAUGAGCGGAUUAAUGUAGUCAUCAUAUCGGUUAGCAUGUUAGCAUGUGACAAGCCUAAGACAAAAGGACGAUCGUAUUUUCAUCUGCAAGCGCUUUCAUUGUGACUCAAACACCAGAAAAAAAAAAUAGGAAUAUAUUUUUAUCGUGUUGUUAGCUAACUGUCCGCAUGUUAGCAUGUGAUAAAAGUCAGUCAAUCGGACUGUACCAUUUUUAAGUCUGGCUGUGACCUAAACGCAAAACUACAAAAAUACAUUCCUAAAAGUAGAUUUAAAAUUUUGUGGCGUGACAUGUUUGUUCAUUAGCAGUUUGUAUGUCAGUUUGUAACAAAUGUAAAUCAACGGAAUCUUUUAUUCUGUAUCGGGGAGUUCACUUCUAUUGUGACUGGAAUACAAAAUUACAUUAUUUUAAGAAUUUGAGAAUAAAUGUGAUGCAAUGUGUGUAAGACAAAAGGACUUUUGACGCGGGCAAGUGGUUUCAUUGUGACUCCGACACCAGGGGAAAAAAAGGAAUAUAAUUUUAUCGUGUUGUUAACUAGCUGUUCAGAUGUUAGCAUGUGAUAAGACAAGAGUGUAGUAUAAACAAUGGUAGAAUUUUUAAUUGUGGUCCGACAAAAAGGUUUUGCUGUGACUCAAACACCCAAAACAAUGGAUGAAAAAUGAUCCAAAUGUUAGCAUGGUGCAAAUGGAUUGUACCAUCUUUGAUUCUCUGGCAGGGGUAAAAGUUUGAUCUUGAUAUGAACACCCAAAACUUGAAAAAAUGUUGACUUGAAUGGUCUGCAUUUGUUUUUGAUUUGGCAGUCCAUAUGUUAGCAUUUGACAAAGGUAAAAGUCAACUGGACCAUAUUUUCAUUCUGCGAGUGUCUGGUGUUCCCUUGAAUGUCAUUAGAUUGUGAACCUAAUAUUUUGGCACUGGAGUCUGACGCUGUCUCUACAUGUUGACGUGGUACAUGAUUUUACUUUCAUUGUUCUUAUUGUUCGAAUGACAAGUAGAAGUUGUCCUCAUUUGGGUCGAUUACAAUAUUCAUGUCUGCUGCAUUUGCAAGAUGAGGUUUUAAUGAUGGAUGACAUUGUGUUCACGCUGUGAUAGGUUUGCUUUGAAAUAAAUCGGAUAUAAAGAUAA
This is a messenger RNA of Hippocampus comes (tiger tail seahorse), 3325 nucleotides long. RefSeq names its product motilin receptor (gene mlnr). The coding region runs from base 129 to 1256 and encodes 375 amino acids. Gene Ontology annotation, cellular component: plasma membrane. NCBI's taxonomy places the organism in Eukaryota, Metazoa, Chordata, Actinopteri, Syngnathiformes, Syngnathidae. The record is from RefSeq and is a predicted model, not a curated record. Gene Ontology annotation, biological process: G protein-coupled receptor signaling pathway. Gene Ontology annotation, molecular function: G protein-coupled peptide receptor activity. The transcript has 2 exons.